AUGGUUGGUGGUGCAUGGCCGUUCUUAGUUGGUGGAGUGAUCUGUCUGGUUAAUUCCGUUAACGAGCGAGACCUGGGCGUGCUAGCUAGGCGCCAGUACCGUUUUUUGGUACUGAGGCUUGCGUUCGUAGGGGGCGUGGACGUGACGAAGCGCGAGGAUGCAGAGUCUGCACUGCAGACCGACCGGUGA
Molecule: messenger RNA, 189 nt
Organism: Chondrus crispus (carragheen)
Lineage: Eukaryota; Rhodophyta; Florideophyceae; Gigartinales; Gigartinaceae
Exons: 1
Coding region: 1-189 (62 amino acids)
Source: RefSeq, a predicted model, not a curated record